This is a messenger RNA of Gymnogyps californianus (California condor), 4197 nucleotides long. It is a transcript of the gene KIFC3, whose product is annotated as kinesin family member C3. The coding region runs from base 1 to 3039 and encodes 1012 amino acids. Gene Ontology annotation, biological process: microtubule-based movement. The transcript has 21 exons. The record is from RefSeq and is a predicted model, not a curated record. Gene Ontology annotation, molecular function: ATP binding; microtubule binding; microtubule motor activity. Lineage: Eukaryota; Metazoa; Chordata; Aves; Accipitriformes; Cathartidae.
AUGCACGCACUGUGUGCGCUGGCGGGACUGUCGGCGCAGGGCUGGAGCAAGGGGAGCAGCAAGAGGAGCGGGAUGCAGGCUGCGGACGGCAUCCCUGCCCGCGGCGAGGAGGGCGAGCGCCGCGGCCUCGGGAGGUAUUUCUGUCGACCCGUGCGCGCCAUGCGGAGAGUGGCUCAUGGAGGAGGAUGCUUCCGAAAAAUGUGCCCGGGACCAGGGUUGGCCUGGAUGGGCCCGCAGAGGUGUCGCUGUGCUCGGGACCCCCGUGCCAUGAUCACAUCCCGCAAAACCUGGGAUCUGGGAGCCGUGCCCUCUGCGAGAGCCGCCUGGAAGACGAAGGACCUUGCCCCGGACGGCCGCGGGCAGGACACGCUCGUCACCGGGAGCGGAGCGGACGCCUCUCCCCAGGUUUCUCUGCUGCCUGCGCUGGUUCACCAUAAAAUCCUCAGCGUGAGCUGGCCGGACGCUGCAAAGCCCCGCGGGCUCUGCCUGGCUCUCCAGACACAGGCCCUGCGGGAGACGACGGGCGAGCGGCGGGAGGAGAGCCGGCACCGGGCCCCGCCACUGGCCACGGAGGAGCCGCCGGCAUCCCCCUGCAAGCCGGCAGCUGCCACACCGGUGCAGGCAGCCUCCACCAUGAACCUGGAGAAAGCAGGCGGGAGGCUCUGCGGUGGGAAACGCGCCAGCCUGCCGGCAGCCCGGCCCUUCCCGGUGAUCCAGAAGGUGAUGGCCUCCAUGGCGCAUCUACAGGAGGAGAAGCUGCGGCUGCAGGAGGAGCUGCUGGGGCUGCAGGAGAAGCUCGCUGCCCGGGAGAACGACGAGCUCUCCCGCUCUCUCCAGCUGCAAGGCCAGGUUGAAACUCUGAAGGCGAAGCUCCUGGAGCAGGCGCAGGAGAUCGGCCGGCUGCGCUCGGAGCUGGGCGGCACGGACGCGGAGAAGCACCGGGACCUGCUGGCAGCCGAGAACGAGCGCUUGCGGCAGGAGAUGAAGGCGUGCGAGGGGGAGCUGCGGGAGCUGCGGCGGCAGCAGCAGCAGGCCCCGUGCCGGGACUGCGCCCACCUCCAGGAGAACGCCGAGCUGCAGGAGCGGCUGUCCCAGCUGCAGCGGGAGGCGGAGGAGAUGCGGGCCAAGCUGGCGGAGCUGGACCUGGAGGUGCAGCAGAAGACAAACCGCUUGGCCGAGGUGGAGCUGCGGCUCAAGGACUCCCUGGCCGAGAGAGCCGAGGAGGAGGAGCGGCUCAGCCGGCGGCUGCGGGACAGCCAGGAGACCAUCGCCAGCCUCAAGUCCCAGCCCCAGCAGAUAAAGUACAUCAUCAAGACGGUGGAGGUGGAGUCAGCCAAGGCGAAGCAAGCCCUGUGCGAGAGCCAGUCCCGAAACCAGUACCUGCAGGAGCAGGUGGGGAUGCAGAGGCAGGUGCUGAAGGAGAUGGAGCAGCAGCUGCAGAGCUCCCAAAAGACGGCGGCUCAGCUCCGAGCUCAGAUCAUGAUGUACGAGGCCGAGCUGGAGCGAGCCCACGGGCAGAUGCUGGAGGAGAUGCAGGCGAUGGAGGAGGAGAAGAACCGCGCCAUUGAAGAGGCGUUUUCCCGCGCCCAAGUGGAGAUGAAGGCGGUGCAUGAAAACCUGGCGGGCGUCCGGACCAACCUGCUGACGCUGCAGCCGGCGCUGCGCACCCUCACCCACGACUACAACAGCCUGAAGCGUCAGGUCCGCGACUUCCCCCUGCUCCUCCAGGAGACCCUGCGGAGCGCCAGGGCCGAGAUCGGCCAGGCCAUCGAGGAGGUGCACAGCACCAACCGGGAGCUGCUGCGCAAGUACCGGCGGGAGCUGCAGCUCCGCAAGAAGUGUCACAACGAGCUGGUGCGGCUGAAAGGAAACAUCCGUGUUUUCGGGCGAGUCCGCCCCAUCACGAAGGAGGACGGCGAGGGCCCGGAUGCGGCCAACGCGGUGACCUUCGAUGCCGACGAUGACGCCGUCCUGCACCUCCUGCACAAGGGGAAGCAGGUGUCCUUCGAGCUGGAUAAGGUCUUCCCCCCACAAGCAUCCCAGGAGGAGGUGUUUCAGGAGGUUCAAGCCCUGGUCACCUCCUGCAUCGACGGCUACAACGUCUGCAUCUUCGCCUACGGGCAGACGGGGGCAGGAAAAACCUACACGAUGGAGGGAACGGCAGCAAACCCAGGGAUCAACCAGCGGGCCCUGCAGCUCCUCUUCUCCGAGGUGCGGGGCAAGGCAGCCGACUGGGACUACGCCAUCAGCGUCAGCGCCGCCGAGAUUUACAACGAGGCACUCAGGGACUUGCUGGGGAAGGAGCCACAGGAGAAACUGGAGAUCAAGCUGUGCCCCGACGGCAGCGGGCAGCUCUACGUGCCCGGGCUGACCGAGUUCAGGGUGCAGAGCGUGGAGGACAUCAACAAGGUCUUCGAGUUCGGCCACGUCAACCGGGCGACAGAGUGCACCAACCUGAACGAGCACAGCUCCCGCUCCCACGCCCUCCUCAUCGUCACCGUCCGCGGCCUCGACCGCAGCACUGGGCUCCGCACCACAGGGAAGCUGAACCUGGUGGACCUGGCGGGAUCGGAGCGGGUCGGGCGGUCGGGCGCGGAGGGCAGCCGGCUCCGCGAGGCGCAGCACAUCAACAAGUCCCUCUCGGCGCUGGGCGACGUCAUUUACGCCCUGCGCUCCCGGCAGGGCCACGUGCCCUUCCGCAACUCCAAGCUGACCUACCUGCUGCAGGACUCGCUCAGCGGCGACAGCAAGACCCUCAUGAUGGUGCAGGUCUCCCCCGCCGAGAAAAACACCAGCGAGACGCUGUGCUCCCUGAAGUUUGCCGAGAGGGUUCGCUCCGUGGAGCUGGGUCCUGUCUCCCGCAAGGCUGAGCUGGCGUCCUGGCCCAGCCAGGAGCAGCUGGAGGGUGACUCGCCGGGGACCGCAGCACCCUCCGGCCGGGGCCACGCAUCCCCCAGCCCGGGGCAGCUCUCCGGCCGUGCCGCCUCCAUCCGCAGGAAGCUCCAGACCUCAGGGAAGCUGAGGCCGGUCCCCGUGUGACGAGUGCCAGCCCCGGCACCAAACCCGCUGCAGGACCCGGCCCCUCACGGUGCUACAGGGAGCUGGCUGCUGGAAGACAUGAAGGCUUGGGUGCCAUCCCCUUGCCUGCCAGGACCCGUGACCAGAGGGUGACGGCACCUCUCACCAUGAGCAGCACGGGGACGGGGUCUCUCAGCAGCUGGACCCCCAUCUCAGACUGGGAUCUGCCCCCCUCAGAUGCUCAGCUCUGUGACUUUUUAUUUUUGCUGGAUGGUUGUUUUUAGCCAGAGCUGGGAGCUGCUGGGUGCUCCCGCUGUCUCUCCAGCUUUGUUUUUACGACAGUAGAGGUAUCUGGCUGGAGGGGGGGGCUCGGAGCCAGGCGAGCCCCUGGACAUGUCUCUGCCACCCCCACGGGGCCAGCCUGGCCGCGGCUCCCCCAAGACCUCAUCCAGGUAGCUGCCCCAUGUCUUGCAAAGCAGCGCUUCCUCCAUUUUAAGCCAGAAAAAAAUCCCAGCAGCUCCUUUCCCCGUAGGUUUCUCAAGUCCUGUUGUUUGCAUGAAGGCGCCUCGGUGCCGUGCAUGAGCCGAGCUGCCCGUCAUCGUGGUGCCGGUGCUGCCAGGGCCCCGCGGCGGCCGCCCCGGCACAGAGAGCCGUCGCGGGGCUGCCCGUGUUAACACGGCACCAGGGUGGAUUUAGCGGUCUCGAAUGAAGCUAUUGUAAAGUUAUUUACCAGUUGUCUUGUCAAGAGAGAUCACAGUGUGGUCGAGAUGGAAGUGUUUGAAAUAUUUAUACCCUGUUUACAUGAUCUUGGAAUGGAAAACAAGUGGAAAACAAACAAAAAAAACCCCAAACUUCCAGCCCGAAAGCCUGUUGGCUUAUAUUUUGGGACAGCGGCUGGCAGGGGGGUUGGAGGAGAUGGCACUGCCCCUUGCACCUCUGAGCACCCACCCGUGGGUCCGCUUCCUCCUGCUGCAAAUAACCGACUGGAUGCACUGAUGGCUCCUUCCCACCGCAGGCCUCUCCUCUUGCUCUUCCACAGCAUAUUCUAUUUAAAAAAAAAAAAAAAAGGGAAAAAUAAAUUUAGCCUUUUGUAAGUUUAGAUGUUUCUAUGUAUUUUAAUAAUUUAAAAAGAAAAAAAAAGCCUGUUUUGUAACAAAACUUAUUUUAAAUAAACUGUUA